Molecule: messenger RNA, 3542 nt
Organism: [Torrubiella] hemipterigena
Lineage: Eukaryota; Fungi; Ascomycota; Sordariomycetes; Hypocreales; Clavicipitaceae
Source: the annotation of a GenBank genome assembly
AGCCAUAGAUAAAUCUAGUAGAAAUACAGAAAAUAUCCCAUCUUGUAGAUAUUUUCAUCUCCACCACCAACCAUUUCUUCUUUUGCUGCUAUUCUUUUCCACCACACAUGCGCACCCCGCCCCAAGUACGUAGCAUCGAGAACCGACUCCGCGCGAAACCUUGUCUCCUCGCACCAGCAACCACUGCCUGUCGAUAAUUUGCACCGCGUAGAAGCUGUAUUGUGCAUCGAAAAUCAUCCAGAUCACCAGAAAUAUCGACUGCCACUGCCGUAAUGUUCUUCAAUAAGCUCCUCUUGGGGCUCACAAGCUUCCGCUCCCCGCUCCUCCAAGGCAUCGUCCCCUGCGUCGCCGCCGCGUUUGGAUGCCAGAUAGCAGCGGGCAUCCCGUCCAUCUUGUUCGGCACAGAGCGCUUCUUUGACUUUUCAGGAUCCGUCACCUUUCUCGCCGUCGGCGCGCUGAGCCUCUACUUGCCCGCGCUGCGAUCUCGCGCCGCCGCCGCAGUCAAUGGCGUGGCUCCGGACAAGCUGCCUGCGCUGCCCAGCUUGACGCAGAUGAUUUCGUCGGUGGGAAGACUCGGCGCAGAGCAGGGCGCUGGAGCUAGAGAUUGGCGACAGGUUGCUGCUACCGCGCUUGUUCUUAUCUGGGCGACACGUCUUGGAUCGUACCUCCUUUCCCGCAUUACUGACCACGGCACCGACUCCCGCUUCGACAAGAUCCGACACCGCCCUGCUCGAUUCUCCUUUACAUUCUUCAUGCAAGCCCUCUGGGUGAGCUUCCAGAUGAUGCCUGUUCUUGCCCUCAACGCUGUCCCGUCGGCCACUCUGGCCGCUAGCAAGGUCUCUCCUACUACUGCUAUCGGAUUGGGACUAUGGGGUGCUGGAUUUAUCUUUGAGGUUGGCGCUGAUAUGCAAAAGAGCCGCUGGUUGCGCGAGAAGCGCGACAAGGUCCACGACCAGGAGUUCUUGACGGGAGGAUUCUUCAACUUGUGCCGCUACCCCAACUACUUUGGAGAAAUUACCAUGUGGACGGGUCUGGCUACUACGGCAGCUGGCAUCUUGGCACAGCGCCCUGUUCAGUUUGCCUUGGGACUCUCUGGAGGUGUCCCUGGAAUCGCCUUAACUUCCGCCAUUUCCUUUCUCAGCCCUGCCUUCAUUAGCUUCUUGUUGCUCAAGGUUUCUGGAAUUCCUCUUAGCGAGCCUAAGUAUGACAAGAAGUUUGGCCACCGCAAGGAUUACCAGGAAUGGAGAAACAACACUCCUCGUUUGAUCCCCAAGUUUUGGUAAAAGAGUCUACCACGGGCAGGGAGGGGAGAUUCUGGGAACGAGUCAAUGUCACAGUUCGUGACUUAAUGAAGCUAGGACGCUCUUAUAAUUUGUACUGUGAACUUGAGAGACUAUUCAAGUAUGUAAUUUGUCUUCGGAUUACUCUGUGUCCUAUGUGUAGUGUCUAUUUUACCUUAGUAUGAUGAUAGAAUUAAAUUUUAAGAUUUAAAAUGGUCUAUUAGGCCAGGUCUAAUAGUUGUCAUAGGCACCUCACGGUGUCUGUUGAUCUCCCAAGCCUCACGGGUAGCAUAUACCGUGACGAUGCAAUUGUUAGUUUGGUGGAUCUAGCAGGCGUAUACAUAGCUAGAUUAAAAACACAAUAAAAACGUGUCUCAAUUUGAGCGCCGAAGAUCAAAAUACACUCGUUUAGUUCAUAUACAACGACGGGACGUGACAAAGUUAGCUACUGUGACCCCUCUACGCCCGCUCUCUAUGAUCCAAUGCCAUAACAUCCUUUUCAUGAAGACUUAGAAACGUCUUUGGUUCGUCUCCGAUUAGAAACGUCAUCAUCUAAAGUAAGAACAAGGCCAAGAUGCUCAAUGCAAAGUGGCAAUCCGUAUAGCUCCCGUGAGUGGACAAUCUCGAAGUACCCAAAAGUUCAGUGUUUUCAUUAAUGUGCUAUAGUUCCUUCUCAUAUCCCUUCCAUAUAAAAUAAAUCCUUUUUUUCCUUUAUCAUAACGGGUUCAUGCAUUCCUUAGUACUUGCUCCAGCGCCGGGUAUGUGCAAAAUAAUAGUAGUUUGUAUUUUGUUGGUAUUUUUGGUCGGAUUAUUCAAUCGUUUCCUAGGCCUGCAGGUGGAACUGCUUGACCUUCUCAACUUCGUCGUAGCUGCCCAUGAAGAUACCGGCACGGUCGUGGAUGUGCUCGGGCUCAACCUCGAGCAUUCUCUUCAUGUUGCUGUCAACAGCUUGGCCACCGGCUAUAAAUAGUUAGUUAGCAACAAGAAAGAACAUUAAUGUACUAGGAGCUAUUAAAACUUACCGUUCUCAAAGACCAUGGCCAUGGGAGCACACUCGUACAGAAUACGGAGCUUGCCCUUGGGGCUCUUCUUGUCAGCGGGGUAGGCAAAGACACCUCCGUACAGAAGAGUACGGUAAGCAUCAGCAACCAUGGAACCGAUGUAGCGGGAGCUGUAGGGCUUGCCGUUGGACUGGGCCAACUUGAGAGAGUUGAAGUAGUCAAUGGUGGGCUUCUCCCAGUAGAGAGAGUUACCCUCGUUGACGGAGUAGAUGGCGCGAGACUUGGGCAUCUGCAUGUUGGGGUGGGUGAGGAUGAACUCGCCGACGCCGUUGUCGAGAGUGAAGCCGUUGACGGUGCUGUCCUUCAUGGUGAGGACGAGCUGAGCAGAGGCACCGUACAUGGUGAACCCGGCAGCAACCAGCUCAGUACCGGGCUUGAGGAUGUCCUCCUUGGUGCCCUGUGAGCCCUCGGGGAGCUUGUGGAUGGCAAAGAUGGUGCCGACAGAGACACCGGCGUCCAAGUUGGAGGAGCCGUCAAUGGGGUCGCAAGCAACAGCGUAGCGGGCACCAGUGGCGUUCUCGAAGAUGAUAACCUCCUCUUCUUCCUCAGAGACUAGGACUUUGCACUUGCCGCAAGAGCGCAUAGCCUCGAUGAAGAUGUCGUUGGAAAUGACAUCGAGCUUCUUUUGCUCAUCGCCAGUGGUGUUGGAGGAGCCAGCGAGACCAGUGAGGUUGAUGAGGGUAGCGCGACGGAUGUAGUAGGCAAUGGACUUGAAGGAGAACUGGAGGGCGUGGCAGAGGAGGCUGGCGAGAUGUUAGCGAGGUGGGUGCGUUAGAUGCAGCUUGAAGCUGGGCGGACAGAGGACGUACGUGAAGUCACCAGUGGCCUCCUUGUGCUUGACCUGCUCUUCAGUCAGGAAGCGAGUGAGGGUGACAAUGUCGGUGUUGAUCUUCUCGGGUUCUUGAGUCAUGGUGGGCAGUGUUUUGUGAGGGGUAGCUAGCUGUUGUAGAGAGGAAGCAGAGCAGAAGCUAGGUGAAGGCGGGUGGGAUUGAAUUGAGAAGAUGAAGAAAAAAGGAUGAUGAUUGGGAAAAGAAGGAAGAAGAGGUAAAAGUUGUUGAGAAGGAAGACAGGCGCGAGUGGUUUACGUUGAUUGACGGAUUUGCGUUUCUUGCCGAAGGGAGCCGUUGCGGUUGGUCUAGGCCAAAGAAAGUGCUUGGGCGUCGGGACGCAAACCCCGAAUUUUACAGCGGGGGAGGGGCAG